Molecule: messenger RNA, 282 nt
Organism: Symbiodinium pilosum
Lineage: Eukaryota; Dinophyceae; Suessiales; Symbiodiniaceae
Source: the annotation of a GenBank genome assembly
AUGCAGGCGGAAACCGAUCGACCGUGCACUAGGGAACUUCUCUACAGGGGUGUCAGUGCUGAUGGCCACGGCCGUAAAGAGUAUUUGCGUAGACGUGCGCGAUAUGGCAUCGCAGAAAGAUACGGGCAACCGCAAACAGAAGCCCAAGUCAUGAGCCUGAGCUUGAGAAUGAAUCCGUCCGAGCUGCGUCCACCUUCGUUUGGAAAGAAACCAAUUAUUGCAAACACGUUCUACCGAACACGGGGAGCUGGCGGCUUCAAAGAAGCCACUGCUGACGUGUGA